GCCCGCACAAGCAAGAUGAAACAGAACCCGUUCGUGUCGUCGUCGCGCAGGAAGAACCGCACGCACUUCCAGGCACCCUCCCACAUCCGCAGGCGCCUCAUGUCCGCUCCCCUGUCCAAGGAGCUGCGCCAGAAGUACAAUGUGCGUUCCAUGCCCAUCCGCCGCGACGAUGAGGUCCAGGUGAUCCGCGGCCACUUCAAGGGCAACCAGGUAGGCAAGGUGGUCCAGGCCUACCGCAAGAAGUUCGUCGUCUACGUCGAGAAGAUCCAGCGUGAGAACGCCAACGGCACCAACGUCUACGUGGGCACACCCAGCAAGGUGCUGAUCGUCAAGCUGAAGCUCGAGGACCGCAAGGCCAUCCUGGAGCGUCGCGGCAAGGGUCGUCUGGCCGCUCUCGGCAAGGACAAGGGCAAGUACACCGAGGAGACCGCCGCCCAGCCCAUGGAGACGCGUAAAUCGCCGGCUAAAACUCUGCUCUGGACAACUGGGACGUCGCUGUUUACUGUUUUUACCGUAACGCUUAGUGUAAAAAACAAAACAUCUGAAAAAAUGCGUGUGGAAAUGGCGCCAUUCUUUACAAUAAAGAAAAGUUGA
This is a messenger RNA of Drosophila teissieri, 594 nucleotides long. RefSeq names its product 60S ribosomal protein L26 (gene RpL26). The record is from RefSeq and is a predicted model, not a curated record. NCBI's taxonomy places the organism in Eukaryota, Metazoa, Arthropoda, Insecta, Diptera, Drosophilidae. Gene Ontology annotation, molecular function: structural constituent of ribosome; RNA binding. Gene Ontology annotation, cellular component: ribosome; cytosolic large ribosomal subunit. Gene Ontology annotation, biological process: ribosomal large subunit biogenesis; cytoplasmic translation.